This is a messenger RNA of Neltuma alba, 1409 nucleotides long. RefSeq lists its product as uncharacterized. Gene Ontology annotation, cellular component: cortical microtubule. Bases 1 to 1119 code for a protein of 372 amino acids. The transcript has 4 exons. The record is from RefSeq and is a predicted model, not a curated record. Gene Ontology annotation, biological process: cortical microtubule organization. Lineage: Eukaryota; Viridiplantae; Streptophyta; Magnoliopsida; Fabales; Fabaceae.
AUGGCUAAGAUGAUGCCGUUUCACAGGAGGAUGGAGAAGGACGACGAUCUCAUCCUUUUCAAAGAUUUGCAGAAGCAGAAGCGUGAGAAUGAGCGAAACUCAAGCCUCCUUCGUCCUGUUUCCUCAGACGACUAUGAAUGUGACUCAAAAGGAAAUAAAACAAGGAAAUAUUUUGCAGGAAAGUAUUCGCUUUACAGAAUUCCUUCAGGGAAGAAGGAAUCCAGUUAUGAGUUUCUCACAGAAAACCACAAAAAUGAUUAUGAUUGGUUAAAAACACCACCGGCAACUCCUCUAUUUCCGUCUCUAGAAAUGGAAACAGGUGCUCCUACUGAUCCUCAACUUGUUCAAAAGGAGUUACCAAUCAUACAGCCUCUUUCAAGGUUUGCAGGGAGUGAUUUGGAGGCCUCAAAGCCAGAAACAAGUGAAGGUAGAGCAAAUCAUAUGAACUCGUCAAAACCAAAACUUUCCACGAGAUCAACAACCCCCAGUCAUAGUAGACAGAGACCUAGCAUUGUCAAGAACAACACAGAUGAGCAAGAAUCAAGCAUUCUCUCUACCAAAAACAACAGUAAUAGUAAACUCCACAUGGCUAUUACGGCUUCCAAUGUUAAAACGACCAACCAGAAGCAAGGUAGCAAUGCUUAUACCAUAGCUUUGAACCUUAAAAAGAGCCAAGAAGUGAACGACCCAAAAAGGAUGGUCAAAAGUAGGGGUAUUUCACCUUUCGUGAGGUCAAGUGUUGCAGCUCAUAUUACAAAAGAAUUCCCAGACAAGGCACCACCAAAUCUACGGACAGAUCAUCGGUCAACAUCUGCUACUCGAGGAAGAAUCAGUAACCCAACAUUUGCUACAGUUGGGUUUCAGAACCAUGAUACCACUCCUAGAGCAAGUAGACAAUCACGUUCACCAUCCCGUAGUGUGUCCCAUGGUAAGAAGCAAUCAGAUGGAAUCCAGAAAGAGUGGAGAAACCACAAGGAAAGAUCAGUAUCAGGCAGUGGAGAAAGCAGAACUCAUCUAAGGGGAAGUAAGAUGGUCGAAAAAGUGGUGAAUGCUAGAAGGUCUGCCAACAAUCAAGCUGAGAGAGAAACAAAACCCAAGCCUCUCAAAUAUAGAGCAUAAUUCAUCCUCUCCUUGCACUUUGCUGAGUUAGUGGGAAAUAGGAAUUACUACAAUAUCAGUUGCUAUUCAAAUGUAGAGAUAUGAAGCCGAGUAUGCUCCAGCAGGCAGUAAUGUUUUUUAUGCUUCGCAUGGCUUGAAACUAUACAAAAGCAACUUAAGAAAAGCUGCUAGAUAGAGAUCUCUGAAAUUUUUGAUUUGAUUUUAAGAAACUUGGACCAUGUAGAAAUUUCUAUAUGCUUUUUUAACAUGCAGCUCUUGAACAGUAUGUGAUCUCAAUCAGUUAACAUCAC